CGCUGGACGCUGUGCUGCGGUUGUUGUUUAGCCUGCAGCCGUUGUCCUGCUGAUUGUCCAGCCAGAAAGAAAGAAAGAAAUGUUUUUGAAUUAGUUGUUCAGCCUUAACCUGCAGUCGGGCUCACCUGCAGCUCCUCCACCUCCUGCUCCAUGAGGCGGCCGGACGUUUCAGCAACAUUUAACGGCAACGCGUCUGCCAGCAGCUAGCUCAGCUCACCGGCUAAUUAGCCGCUUAGCUGGCUCCGCCGGCGGAUUUCAGGAUGGCGUCUCCCUUCAAGAUCCCCAAGAAGAAACACCCUGAAGGCUCUGACUCCAGCUCCAUGCACAUGCAGUCACCCCUGUCCCGCCUCCAGAGCUCUGCCCCUCAGCUUAAGGGUUACGGAGAUCAUUCCGGCAGAGGUGGAGCUGACAGGACUGCUGUGGGUGCCUCCUCAGACAGACAGAGGACGCCGUGUAAGCCGCUCUUCAGAGACGUCGUCAAGACGCUGCUGGGACUCAACAGCCCCAACAAGGGCGCUGCUUCGGAAACCAGUCACAGGGCGGCAGGCAGGUGGAGCAGCCAAUCACAGGCGGGGAAGAGAGGCGAGUCGUCGAGCUGUUUGUCAAACGGAUGGCGUCCUAAGAGAGCAUCUGACCGACUGCUGCAGCCUGAGUCGGCCUCAGAAUACCUGUCUCCACCACAGAAGAAGAAAGCUUCGAUUGGUAAAACCGUCUCUGUGGACUCUGUGGACACUCUGGCUGAGCUCAGAGGUGACCGGCAUGCUGGGAGUUUGAGUUCUUCUCCGCUGGCUGACAAAAGGUGGAGGAGAUUUGAGUCCAAGGAAGAUGCUUCUGAGAAGAAGAGUGACACAGGAAGUCCUCCUGAAUCGCCCCUGAAACAGCAGAAGAACCCGUCUGUCCGUCAGACCCCACCCUCAGGUGUCCAAAGACCCUCCUCUGCUACCAGGUCGUCUUCCUCCAUCUCCAUGGUCUUAUCGUCAAGGACGACGCCGGACAGGAAGCAGCGCCUGGACGGUAGGGUGCGGCUCGGCACCGACCUGAAGGCUGACGACAGGGAGAAGGAGAAAGAGAGAUGGAGGCAGUUCAGAGAGAAGAAUAAGAACCACAGGUCGGCCGUCUUGCACGUCCGACUGAGGAAUCCCAAACCGAAGCCACGGGAACCGAGCGAACCGAUCGUGCUGUCCAGUGAGGAGGAGGAAGAGGAGGAGGAUGGUGAGGGAAAUGGAGAUGGACGGGUGGACAAAUCCCACCAGGGACACUCAGAGAAGGUGCAGGCUCCCAGACCCUUACCUGUGACGCCGCCUUCCUUCCUGCAGCUGGAGUUCAUCUCGCUCCACGCCGGCCUGACGGCUGCAGACGCCAGCGGGACGCUGAUGAUCACUGAAAGCGGGAUCACGAUCCCUGUGAAAGGGGUGGAGGAGGGCGAGGUGACCGUGGUGGCAUCUCAGGUUCGGGGUUAUGGCCUGUGGGAUGGGGGCGUGGCUAAGGGCGGGACUCUGCUGGCCGGUUGGGAGGGCCCCGCCCCCUCGCUGCUCUUCCUGUGGGUAACGGAUGCUCAAUCCAGUCUGCUGCAGAGGGAGCUGUCCUCCAUCCAGACCUCCUCCUCUGGUCCUCCGUGCCCCUUCGUCCUGCUGCUGUUGAAGGAGCAGCUGCAGGAGCUCCAGGCCGCCCUGCUCGCCUCCAUCCUGGACAUGGAGGAGUACAAAAGCUCCUCCUCCUCCUCCGAGGGCCCGGCCCCCCUUCUGGACUGGGCUAGCGGGCUGCUGCUCCUCCACAGCUGUCCUCCUCCCGUGGACCAGCACCUCCUCAGACUGCUGGGACACUCCACGAGGUCGAGUCAGCUGACCAGAAGUCAGAGAAACAAGUGCAGCCUGAACUCUGCUGGUCUGCAGCAGCUUCCUACCAGGCUCAUCCAGUAUCCUGUGGCCCCUUGUAAAGGCCGCAUCACCGUGACCAAGGAGGACCUGGCCUGUCUGGGCGCCAGCGAGUUCCUCAACGAUGUCAUCAUCGACUUCUACCUCAAGUAUCUCCUGCUGGAGGGCGUUGGUGGCUCGGUGGCUGAGAGGAGUCACGUCUUCAGCAGCUUCUUCUACAAGCAGCUGAGCAGACGGCGAGCGGCCGGCGAGGACGACGCCCCCUCUGUCCCUGACCGUCACACGCGGCAUCAGCGGGUGAAGACGUGGACUCGCCACGUGGACAUUUUCACCAAAGACUUCCUGUUCGUGCCUGUCAAUCAAGAAGCUCACUGGUACCUGGUGGUGGUGUGUUUCCCGGGGCUGGAGGAGGCUCGGUACGAGGAGUUCCAGAGCCGAGCAGGUAAAUCAGGAGCUGCAGGAACACCAAACUCCAGCCUCACAUCGCAGCAGCCACCAGAGUGCAGCGAGCAGGGCUGGAAGAAGGACACGGUCUUAAAGAGGCCGUGCAUCCUCGUCAUGGACUCACUGAAGCUGUCGUACCACGACAACGUCUGCAGACUCAUCAGAGACUACCUGCAGGUGGAGUGGGAGGUCCACAGGAAGUCACCUCGUCUGUUCACCUCAGACAGCAUGAAGAGCUUCAACUGCAGAGUCCCUCAGCAGGACAACAGCAGCGACUGUGGACUCUACCUGCUGCAGUACGUCGAGAGCUUCCUGCAGAACCCGGUGGUGCACUUCGACCUCCCGCUGCGGUUGGAGAGCUGGUUUCCGCGGCAGCGAGUGCGACAGAAGCGUCAAGAGAUCCGGAGUCUCAUCAUGAAGCUGCACCAGAGUCAGCUGAAGAAGGGGGAGGAGCCAAAAGCAUCGCCGAGCUGCUAACUCGCCACCACUGCUGCACUGACUGCUUCCUGUUUCACUCAGACUUUCUGUGAAUGUACAUAACUUUCUACUGACACUUCCUCUUUUAUAAAAUAAAAGUAUUUAUUUUAA
Archocentrus centrarchus (flier cichlid) is the source of this 2906-nucleotide messenger RNA. It is a transcript of the gene senp7b, whose product is annotated as SUMO specific peptidase 7b. Bases 261 to 2795 code for a protein of 844 amino acids. The transcript is spliced from 22 exons. Gene Ontology annotation, biological process: protein desumoylation; proteolysis. Gene Ontology annotation, molecular function: SUMO-specific endopeptidase activity. Gene Ontology annotation, cellular component: cytoplasm; nucleus. NCBI's taxonomy places the organism in Eukaryota, Metazoa, Chordata, Actinopteri, Cichliformes, Cichlidae. The record is from RefSeq and is a predicted model, not a curated record.